Zalophus californianus (California sea lion) is the source of this 2463-nucleotide messenger RNA. RefSeq names its product PDZ domain containing 3 (gene NHERF4). The record is from RefSeq and is a predicted model, not a curated record. Lineage: Eukaryota; Metazoa; Chordata; Mammalia; Carnivora; Otariidae. Gene Ontology annotation, biological process: protein localization to plasma membrane. Gene Ontology annotation, molecular function: signaling receptor binding; protein-membrane adaptor activity. Gene Ontology annotation, cellular component: apical plasma membrane. Bases 56 to 1654 code for a protein of 532 amino acids. The transcript has 11 exons.
AGCUGGUUUUGAUGAACCUUGUCCCUACCCUGAGCGCCGGGUCGCUGGUCCAACUAUGGAGGCAACUACAGAUCUUCGGGACCCAGCCUCGUUAACGAUAACUCGGAAGUUUGAGUUUAACCCAAAGUGGGGCAUUGAUAAUCCUGUCCUCUCUCUGGCUGAAGACUACAACCCCUCUGGUAACCCCCUGGCCCUGGGCAACCGUUCCCUUUCCCCAGAGAUACCACAGCUCCUCACGGCCUCCCAUCUCCUUGAUCUCUGGAGCCUGCAGCGGCCGCGUUUCUGUCUGCUGAGCAAAGAGGAAGGCAGGAGUUUUGGCUUCCACCUGCAGCAGGAGCUGGGCAGGGCCGGGCCUGUGGUGUGCAGGGUGGAGCCAGGCACCUCUGCCCAGCACCAGGGUCUUCGGGAAGGGGACCGGAUCCUGGGGGUGAAUGAGCAUGUCGUGGAAUGUGAAGACUAUGCUGUGGUGGUUCGCUGCAUCCGGGCUAGCGGUCCUCGGGUGCUGCUGACGGUCUUGGCGCAGCACGUGCAUGACGUGGCUCAAGCUCAGCAGGGCAAGAGUGCCCCCCUCUGUCCUCCUCUCGGCCCGCGGGUCCGGCCCCGACUAUGCCACGUAGUGAAAGAUGACGGUGGCUUUGGCUUCAGUGUCACCUACAGCCGUCAGGGUCCUUUCUGGCUGGUGCUGAGUCCUGGAGGAGCAGCGGAGCGGGCAGGGGUGCCCCCGGGGGCCCGGCUGCUAGAAGUGAACGGGGUCAGCGUGGAGAACUUCACUUACAGCCAACUCAGCAGAAAGCUUUGGCAGAGUGGAGAGCAAGUGACCCUGCUGGUGGCAGGGCCAGAGGUGGAGGAACAGUGUCGCCAGCUGGGAAUGCCCCUGGCUGCGCCCCUGGCAGAGGGCUGGGCCCUGCCCACCAGGCCCCGCUGUCUGCACCUACAGAAAGGGCCCCAGGGCUUUGGGUUCCUGCUUCGUGAGAAGAAAGGUCUUGACGGUCGCCCUGGACAGUUCCUGUGGGAGGUGGACCCAGGACUACCAGCUGAGAAAGCCGGGUUGCAGGCCGGGGACCGGCUGGUGGCUGUGGCUGGGGAAAGUGUGGAGGGGCUGGGCCAUGAGGAGACGGUGUCCAGGAUCCGGGCGCAGGGCUCCUGUGUCUCCCUCACUGUUGUCGACCCUAAGGCUGACCGCUUCUUCAGCAUGGUUCGCUUGUCCCCACUUCUCUUCUUGGAGAACGCGGAGGCUCCUGCCUCUCCCCAGGAAACCUGCUCGGCCUCUCUGGUUGAAACCAAGGACCUACCAGAUGAAGGGACAACCAUGCCUCCUGUCCUGGGCGGCUCCCACCAGUGCUCCCUGUACCCUGGGCCUGGCGGUGCCUAUGGCUUCCGACUUAGCUGUGUGGCCAGUGAGCCUCGCAUCUUCAUCUCCCAGGUGACCGUAGGAGGUUCAGCGGCCCGGGCAGGGCUGCAAAUGGGAGAUGUGAUUCUGGAGGUGAACGGGUAUCCCAUGAGUGGAGAGAAUGACCUGGAAAAGCUUCAGCAGCUGGCCGAGGCUGAGCCACCCCUCCACCUGAAGCUGGCAGCGAGGUCUUGCCCAGGCUCGGAAGCCUGCAACCCCCCCAGGUUUGGAGAGGACUGGGCUCCAGCGUCAGAGCUGCUAUAGUCCUCUCCUACCGGGCACAGAUCUGCCCAGUGGCCUUCCUGUCUUCACUCUCCGGCUGGCAAUGGUAGGAGCUGAGAAGCUCUCUUUUAAGCCAGAAGGGACAGCUCUAGGAUUCUGGGCAUCUCCAAUCACAGGAUUGCCCAGGGUCUCCCUCCCUUCCCUGGGGCCCACCUCCCAGAAGAAGGUGUGGCCAGAGGCCUUAGGCAGGCCCACUAGGGGGAGGUUUGCCCUCUGGUUCCAGAGGAAGUCCUACGGGAGCUUUGGGAGUUGUGUUCCCAUGGAUGAGUGGUGUGAUUUUGUGAUUUAUAAUAAAUUAUACUCUUUCCCGGCACAGAGCUCCUAAAACCCUUGGAAUUUCCUAAGUAGUGAAAGUGAUAAAGAUGUCUUCUUUUAUUCAUAACAAGCCCCUUUCAACCACACCUAACUUUGUUAAGGAAGUGACUUUUGGAAAGCACCUAAGGAUGGGGGACUGGUUGCCAGGGGAACCAACCAUGUGAUUAGAGGGUUGGAACUUUCAGCCCCCCCCCACCCCCCCACGCUGGACCUCCUGGGAGGGGAGAGGUGCUGGAGGUUGAAUCACUCACCAACGACCAAUUGUGUCAUUGAUCAUGCCUCCAUAGUGAAGCCUCCAUGAAAAACCAAAAGGAUGAAGUUCUGAGAGUUUCCCGGUUGCUAAUUGCGUGGAGGUGCUGCGAGGGUGGCGCCCCGAAGAGAGCAUGGAGCUUCUGUGCUCAUGCCUUGCCCACAGCAUACUUGCCAUCUGGCUCCUCCUGAGUUGUGUCCUUCGUAAUAAACUGGUAAACUAGUGA